Messenger RNA from Plasmodium fragile, 1113 nucleotides. RefSeq lists its product as uncharacterized. NCBI's taxonomy places the organism in Eukaryota, Apicomplexa, Aconoidasida, Haemosporida, Plasmodiidae. Gene Ontology annotation, biological process: proteolysis. The record is from RefSeq and is a predicted model, not a curated record. Bases 1 to 1113 code for a protein of 370 amino acids. Gene Ontology annotation, molecular function: aspartic-type endopeptidase activity. The transcript has 12 exons.
AUGAAUGUCUUGUUGUCCUUUUUUGUCUUUCUCAUUUUUAAUGUUCACCCGUGGGUGAAAUCUGCAACAGAGAAUUUAAGGGUAUCCAAGUAUAACACGGCAGGAAUUUCCACCAUCAUUCUCAAGGGGGGUUACAUCAACAGACAAUUCAUUGGAGAAAUAUGCAUUGGAAGUCCCCCCCAGGCGUUCAAGGUCCUAUUUGAUACUGGAAGUACAAACUUGUGGAUCCCAUCGAAAAACUGCCAAACGCAGGCCUGCCAUAGCAAAAGAAAAUACGACCACAGAAUUUCCAAAAAUUACAAAUCAGUCUACAAAAAGAACCCCGUGGAAGUUUUCUUUGGUACAGGCAAAAUACAAAUCGCUUACGUUUCUGAUGAUAUUCACUUGGGAGACAUUACGGUAAAAAACCAGGAGUUUGGAGUAGCCAGUUAUAUAUCCGAUGACCCUUUUUCGGAUAUGAAAUUCGAUGGCCUAUUCGGCCUAGGCAUUUCCGAUGAUAAAAGGAGAAAAACGUUGAUCUAUGACAACAUACCAAGGGGCCGGUCAAAAAAAAACGUGUUCUCGAUUUACUACCCCAAAAAUGUGGACGACGAUGGCGCGAUAACCUUCGGGGGAUACCAUAAAAAAUUUAUCCAACCCAACGAAAACAUCGACUGGUUUGACGUUUCGUCCAGAAAAUACUGGGCAGUCAAAAUGAUAGGACUGAAAAUAAAUGGAGUAUUCCUAGACGUGUGUUCCAAAAAUAUAGGUGGCUACUGCGAAGCAGUCAUUGAUACAGGCACGUCGAGCAUCGCUGGGCCCAAAGACGACUUAAUUUUAUUAACUAGAUUGCUAAACCCUAGGAGGAACUGCCACAACAGGGCACUACUAAAAAGAUUUUCUUUCCUUUUAAGUGAUGAAAAUGGCGAACAAAAGGAAUACGAAUUAACGCCGCAGGAUUACAUAGUUGAAUCGUUCAGAGUCGACCCUGUUUUGAAGUCCCCCUGCAACUUCGCCUUCAUGCCAAUUAAUAUUUCUUCGGCUAAUAGAUAUUUAUAUAUUCUUGGACAAAUAUUUUUGCAAAAGUAUUAUGCAAUAUUUGAAAAGGACAAAAUGAAAAUUGGUAAUACUUAA